Messenger RNA from Sebastes umbrosus (honeycomb rockfish), 2317 nucleotides. It is a transcript of the gene dffb, whose product is annotated as DNA fragmentation factor, beta polypeptide (caspase-activated DNase). Gene Ontology annotation, cellular component: cytoplasm; nucleus. NCBI's taxonomy places the organism in Eukaryota, Metazoa, Chordata, Actinopteri, Perciformes, Sebastidae. The record is from RefSeq and is a predicted model, not a curated record. Gene Ontology annotation, molecular function: DNA endonuclease activity. The coding region runs from base 128 to 1168 and encodes 346 amino acids. Gene Ontology annotation, biological process: apoptotic DNA fragmentation; apoptotic process. The transcript is spliced from 7 exons.
AUAGCAGAAGAGAACCACGAGGCGGCAGCAGCAGCACACCACCGCUGAGUGCAGUCAGACUCAAGAAAGAGAAGAAGAAGAAGAGGAAGGAAGCGGUAGUUACAAAACAGUGAAAACAAACAGUGCAAUGUUUGGAUUCUUCAGGAAAACUAAACCCGUUAAAAUUAGGAGUCGUGAUGAAAACAAAAAGUACGGAGUUGCAGCAAAAGAUGUGAAGGAGUUGCUUAAAAAAGGCUGCAAGUUAUUAAAGUUGCCAUCUUCUGGUACACAUGUUUGUUUGUAUGCAGAUGGGACAGAAGUGACGGAGGAAUUCUUCCCAACUCUGCCAGACAACACUGAACUUGUUCUUCUCGGCAGAGAUCAGACAUGGAGCGGAGUUGUGUGUGACAUCGGUCAGUUACUGAACACAGACCGGCACGCCGACGGCCUCAUCGAAGCGGCGAAGGGACUCCUGUCUGAUGAGCAGUCUCCUAAAAGGCGUAAGAUCCUGACUGACCUGCUGCACAACCUGGAGGACAGAUCUGAGCUGGAGAGCAGAGAGGAGGAUGGAGACUGGUUCAGAGGUGUUGAUGCUCGAUUCAAGACGAAGUCUGCCUACAUGAAGUUCAACUGUGAGAGCAGGAUACGGAGCUACACGAAGGAGUUGGACGAUGCCGCUAAAACCGUAGAGAAGGCUAAAGUCAGGGAAGAGCUUCUGAAAACAUCAAAAAGCCUGGCACAAAUGCUGAAGACGGCAAAGUACAACGGCUGCUACUUUGACAGGACUGAAAAGGAACCAGAUCGCCUCUGUACUCCGAAUGGAUGGUUCACCUGCCAGGGAUCAUUUGAGCAGGAAUUGUGUCGGUCUCUCCACUCCAUAAACCCGUAUGGCAGUCGAGACAGUAGGAUUGUCUUCAGUACAUGGAAUCUGGACCACAGGAUUGAAAAGAAGAGGGCGGUGAUUCCCGCUCUGCUGGACGCUCUACAGAAUCACAAGAGCACCGACAUUAACCUGGACUACUUCUACGGCCUACUGUUCACCAGGGAAAACCUGAAGCUGGUUCACAUCGUGUGCCACAAGAAAGGAGCUCACAACCUGCUGUGUGACACCAAGAGGGUUUUUAGACAAGCCAGUAACACAGACAACUCAAAACAGAAGGUCAAAGGGAGGAAGAGGCGCUUGGUGUGAAUAUUUUUACUCUUAUUUUUAUGAAAAUAAUUAAGUAUUUGUCUUAAUUUGUAUGAACUGUGACGACACAAUGUAUUAUACUGAUGCAUUCUGUGAAUUAUCAUCUCAGAAGUUAGCUGUAGAAAGGUUAGACUGAAAACCAGGUGACGUGGCCUUUUUACCUCGCUAGAUUUUUUUUAACCACAUUCUGCUUUCUGAACCAGUGAAGCCUUCAGAGCUUUAAUACAGACUGACGGUGCUUUGUUAGACAAAAGUAAUUACACUGAAACAAACCUUAAAAUCAUGAAAAACAUUUAUUAUAUAUUUUUUUCGUUGGCACGGUGAUGUAAAAGGCAUGAAAUGAUUACAAUGCGGCAUUCACUCAGUCAGAAAGUUGCAUAGGAGUGAAUAGCACUAGUGCAAUUACUGUUAAAGGGAUAGUCUGGGUGUUUUGAAGUGGCAUUGCAUGAGGUACUUAUAAAAAUAAUUAAAUCAAUAUCAGUUUGAUAGGACGUUUUACAAACUAUUGGCGGAAAUGUGCUCCGAUAGUGGAGUAAUAGUAGUAGUAAUCCACCAAAUCACACUUCAGGAUGUUCUCUUGCGAGUUAUUAAAGUCUAAGUGACAAAAAAUGUCUGCAACAACCGUGUUCUAAGAGGUAAAGUUAAUGUUUUUUUCAAUGGAGUCUGGUGGCUUUGGCAAGAGCAUAGAUGGAUACAACAGCUUUGACCAUCAUCUACUGUACGUAAUACACUGACUAUGGAUAAGUGCCUCAUCCAACCUCACUUCAAAACACCCAAACUAUCACUUUAUCAUCAAAGUUUGAUGACUAGAUUACAUUUAGUUUAAGUUAUCCUCAGUUGACUUCCACGCUGAAGACUUAUUUCACAAACCUCAACAUUUUUAGUCAUGUUUUUUUUCAAUAAUACAUUUUUCAUAUAGAAUUGUCAUGUUUGCUAAUGUGAAUCUAGCAGGAAUCUCAUCAGGGAAAAUGAUUAGCUGCAUUGAUAUAUAUGUAUAUAUAUAUGUUAUGUUACAGAUGUGUUGUAUAGUAUGUUAAGCAGCUGCCAAAACGAACCCAAAGUGGGCACACAGAUGUGUGUAUGACACUUGGUGAACAAUGACAAUCAUUUUAUACACUGGAUUUGUGAUAUUAAAUAUCUCUCAUUAUG